Messenger RNA from Phytophthora infestans T30-4, 2691 nucleotides. RefSeq names its product protein kinase, putative. NCBI's taxonomy places the organism in Eukaryota, Oomycota, Peronosporomycetes, Peronosporales, Peronosporaceae. Gene Ontology annotation, biological process: protein phosphorylation. Bases 1 to 2691 code for a protein of 896 amino acids. Gene Ontology annotation, molecular function: protein kinase activity; ATP binding. The record is from RefSeq and is a predicted model, not a curated record. The transcript has 2 exons.
AUGCUUACAGAGACACCAAAUGGUGGUUGCCCGGACGAGCUCACGGCUCUCAAUGCGUCAUGUACGUGCAUCACGGGCUACAGCGAGACAUCCUCCACAUGGUCAUUCCACGUCACGACGGAAUCCUGGAACUCAACCACAACUACCCCCACUCGUUCUCUAACCCAGUCUUCUUCCAGUGAGUUGGCUCUCAACACAGUCAGUUCGAUCUGGGUUUCCUCGAGCUUGGAGACGCUGGAAAUUGAAGGCGUUGGCGAAACCCCAGCCCAACUCACGUUCAUCAAUGAGAACCGUGAGGAUUCGGAGUCUUCCCUGGUGCUAGUGCGCUCGGAGAACAACUCAACCAACGUCUCGACAAUCUCGAUCUACAACGUGGAUUUGAACUCUGUAGCGGAGAAGAACUCGAACUUGAUCCCCGCAUCGGCGACGACUCUGACCUUGCGCAGUUGCAACAUUUCGACACUAAGCCACUCGUUCACACGUAACUGGAGCUGGCUUCAGUACCUCGACUUGUCCUCGAACAACAUUGACACCGAGUACAUCGGUGGUGCUUAUCUAAAAGAGCUCAAUCUAUCGCACAACGCGCUCGCAGUGUUCCCUGCGGGGUCGCUCAAUACGAGCGGGCUGGAAGCACUGUACAUCCAGGGUAACAACAUCCAGGACUUCAACGUGAGUCAGGAUCAGUACGAGCAGAUCCGAGGGCUCAGUGCCUUCACAGCGGACAAACCAGACUCCUCAUCUACUUGUGAGGACGGUGCCUGGCAUUCUGCACACGGAAUUACGUUCUGUGUGCUCGGUGUGUCUACAGCUGCACUACCCGAUUCAUCGCCAUCGUCGGGAUCGAGUAGCGAUGAUGUCAGCGGCGGACUAGGCUUGCUGGGAUACUGGCUUAUCGCUGGUGCUAUCAUCGUCUUCUUCCUGCUUCUACUGGUUAUUUGGCAGCGUCGCCGUCACAACCAAGAGCGUGAAAGCAGCCCCCUUGUGUCACCCGACGCACUUGAGGCGAAUACCCCGAAAGUUAAUGCCCACGCUGCUUUCGGUGCACUUAAUCGGGACGCCGAUGUAGUUGCCCCCACUACUGAAGCUGCCGGUGUUGCCGGUGUCGCCAGUGUCGUAGCUCUCCCCGGUUACGGUCGCUCCCACGGUAACAGCGUUGAUAGCGAGGACACUGCUCUGGGUGCACUUCUAUUAAAUAACCAAGCCCUUGCUUCAUGCCGGCUAGACUACGAUGAGGUGGCACUUGGUCGCUGCAUUAGUCGUGGUGGCUUCGGUCUAGUAUUCGUGGGCUGCUACCGUGGACGACAGGUGGCGGUGAAGAAGAUCCGCAACGAGCGCGGUGUCCAGCGCGAGCAAGUGGAGCAGUUCGUCGGCGAAAUUUCCCUCAUAUCGGGAUUGAAUCACCCGCGUAUUGUAGAAUUCAUCGGUGCGUGCUGGACUAGUCCCGCCGAGCUCUCAGCAGUGACGGAGUUGAUGGAACGUGGCGAUCUGCGCGAUGUCACUCGACGAUUCAAACGUCGUGGCUACCGUCUCACCUGGGAGACGCACAAGACUGUUAUCGCGCUGCACAUCGCUGAGGCAUUGACACAUUUGCACGGACUGAACCCGACAGUGAUCCACCGCGACCUGAAGGCUAAGAAUGUGCUGCUUAACGCCGACAUGGAGGCCAAACUCAGUGACUUUGGCAUCGCACGUGAACGUACCUUCUACGAUGGUAGCGAGCACAUGACGGUGGGCAUUGGUACGUCGUUCUGGAUCGCCCCCGAGGUGCUUCUUGGCCGUGACUACGACGAGCGUGCCGAUAUCUACUCGUUCGGCGUCGUCCUCUCUGAAAUCGAUACGGACGAUUACCCGUACUGGAACGCACAGCACCCACCGCAGGGUAAGGCACAGGAGAACGAGAUUCUCCGUCUCGUAGCUCGUGGUGCCAAGCGUCCAGUGUUCUCGGACGACUGCCCACCAGCAAUCUUGGAGUUAGCUGCCCGUUGUCUCCGCGCUGACCCUAAUGAGCGUCCCAGUGCCUCCGAUAUCGUAGUAUAUCUGCAGCAAAUGCUACAGAUUCGCACCUCCAGUGCGUCCUUUUCUUCGAUGAUGAGAUCUGGUCAGUCGCUCGACUUCGUUACGAACUCCAGUACGACAGCGCCGACCAACACAAUCGUGAACUUGCGGUUUUCGAUGGAGAAGAACCAAGCGAUGUCGGCAUAUCCGUCGACCAACGCAGCGUAUGCCUCUGAAAAGAAUAAAAAGAAGUCAACUACCGCAACUACAACGACGAAGGUUCUAGCGACUGGUGAGGCUCUAACGCCGACACACGAAAUGGUGACGUCGUCACCUCAAGUAACGCAAAAAGUGGUCCGCACAAACCUUCCUAAGGCCAAGCGAGCCAAGAGCAGUACUGGUGGCACUACCAGCAGUAGCUCUAGUAUUGACGUGGCCGCGGGAAGAUCUGGUGGAGACAAUAGCGGUCGCAACUUUGGUACCGAGAGUCCUUCGUCGAGCCGGAAUCAUGCCGGACUCGGACUCACAUCACCUUCCAGCUUUCGCGACAACCUGGUUGCGAUGGAUAAUUUAAACCAGCAGCGACAGCUGAGCUCUUCGAGUGGAAAAGUAGCGAAAAAGUCUUCGUCCCAAGACACCGAUAUCGAUCAUCGAGAGAAAAAAUGGAUCGUGUACGAGGACGUCAAGGAGCUGUAA